AUGAAUACGUCAGUGGUUAUUCCUGAGCCAGGAACUCUAGAAGCAGAAUGUCCAGGAGGCGUUAGUUGGGCUUUCUAUAUAUUAGGCGAGUGUAUUCGAAGUCCCAGGGAUAAAGUUUCUAUAGCUUUUGGCAUUCUGGCCAUUUGCGCCUGGCUUCUUUUCGCCCUUCCACAAAUUAUUGAAAACUAUAAGAAAAAGAUCCCAGAUGCCGCUGUAUCAGAGUUUCUACUUAUCUUUUGGAUUCUCGGAGAUUCUCUUAACUUCAUCGGUGCAUUAAUGGCAAACCAACUUUUCUUCCAAAAAGCCCUGGCUGUAUAUACGGUAGUAGUUGACUUCAUCCUUACCGGCCAAUUUUACUACUACCGAUGGAUUCACAGGCGAAAUUUAAAACGUGAAAUCCAGAUUGCUGAAUCGAAUGGCGAGCCAGAACCUGUAGGUGGAAAGGUAUUAGCUGGUGUAAUGUUAGGCUGUGUAGCACUUUGUGCUGUGCCAUUUGCUCUCCCUGUUUCUCAAACUUCAGGUAUGACUGUUGCUGGUGCUUCGUCAUACGCUUCAAGGAGGCUUUUUGAAUCCACCGCGGAAAAUCCGUUUGCAAAUUUCUUAAAAACUACCGAAGAAAAAGUCGGAUACGCUUUUGGUUGGAUUAGUACCAUAAUGUAUGCUCUAGGCCGUAUGCAUCAAAUAUAUGUCAACUGGAGACGAAAGAGUACUGACGGUCUGAGCUUCUAUCUAUUCUUUCUGGCUGUUCUCGGCAACACCUUCUACUCCUGCCAAAUAUUCAUUAAAUCCACUAGUCUAUUGCAUUUAGUAAAUUCCAUGCCUUGGAUUCUUGGAAGCAUUGGCAUUCUAGUGUUCGAUGCCUUCAUCCUUAUCCAAUUCUUUAUAUAUCGUGGACGCAUCGCUGUGAAUGAUCCGGAGAAUAUGUGCCAGGAUUCUGAUGUUGAAACUCCAAGCAAUGAGAAAUGA
This is a messenger RNA of Rodentolepis nana, 966 nucleotides long. The record is from the annotation of a GenBank genome assembly. Lineage: Eukaryota; Metazoa; Platyhelminthes; Cestoda; Cyclophyllidea; Hymenolepididae.